ACGGUCCCCGGGCAGUGCGCAUGCGCCGGAAGUUGCUGCCGCAGACAGCAGCAGCAGUGAUUCGGGCAGCGCAGGGCAACCGGAGGAAAAUCGGUCCGUUUUAAAACCAUGGCGACGUGUUAAACGAUGCCUUUCGCAGAGGUGAACGGAGAUGUGGACAUCAUCCAAGAGGCCGGCCCCGCUCUGAACUGCUGAUGCAAAGACAAGAGUGCAGGAAUGAGUGUGAGGAGAAGUGCGUGUCCCAUGUUGCAUUAGUGUCUGUGUGAAAUGCUGGCCUGUCUGCCAGGGCCAGGUGACCUCCCCCUCCAGCUUCUCCCCCACACGCAGAUGAACACUGGACUUCAGAAAUGGGACACCACACAAAGGAUGAGAUCAGCUCCGUUUCCAACCCCUGCAGAAUUGGACGCAUAUGCUAAGAAAGUUGCCAACAACCCCCUCACCAUCAAGAUCUUCCCCAACAGCGUCAAGGUCCCCCAGCGAAACCACGUCCGCCGUACGGUCAACGGGCUGGAUACAUCAGGCCAGCGCUACAGCCCUUACCCUUCCUCUCAGGCCAGUGCCAAGACGGGCCUCCUUGCCAUCGUCAAGGUGCCCACAGUUAAAGGCAUCCUAAAAGAUUUUGACGGCAGCCGGGCUCGCUUGCACCCUGAAGUUAUCAUGAACCCUCCCGCCGGACCCUACCAAGUGGCUUCGACCAGCACUUUAAACCACCACCCACCUCUGCUGAACCUUCCCCGGCUCCAGCAGACCUUACCCCUCCAACCACAGGACCCGCCUCGGACUCUACAGAUGCCCCUCCCUCAGCAGCAGGGUCACACCCAGAGCCUCAGACACCAUCCCCCCAUGGCCCAGCACCCUCAGGGCCCACCCAGACUCCAGACUCUGUCUCAGCACCCACCCCUUGGCCACCAACAGGGGCCCCCUACCGUCAUGCUUCAGCAGCAGCACCUUCAGCAGCAGCCGCCACCUGGCCUGCAGGGGAGCAGAAAGCUGCCAGAUGGCGACGCUCCGCCUAAUGUUACCGUCUCUACCUCAACCAUUCCACUCUCCAUGGCCGCUGGGCUGCACCAGGGCCGCCAGGCCGACCUGAGCACCAUCGUGCAUCAGAUCAACCAGUUCUGCCAAGCUCGGGCCCAAUGCGCAGGAGCCACCUCCAUGUGCGAGGGCCAGAUCGCCAACCCCAGCCCCAUCAGUCGCAACCUGCUUAUCAGCGCCUGCUCCAGGGUGUCCAUGCACAGCAACCCUGCCACCCCUGGCUUCCCCCCAACCAACUGCAUUAUUGGUCCUCAAGAAAAAGCCACCGCCCUGGUGGUAGCUCACCCACCUGCUAUGAACCACUUGCCUUCCAACCACACUGAUCUCAAGCAGCAGCAGCAGCAGCACCACCUGCAGCAUCUGCAUCCGCAACAGAAUCAGCAGCAACAACAGCUGCAACACAACACACAGCAUCAGAAGAUGCGCUCUUGGAAUCAGCACCAGUUGGCUCACGUACCCCACAUUCAGAACGGUGGGACCCACCUCUGCAAGCAGCCUUCCAGGGACCCCGCCUUCCAUUUUAAGGGCAUGGGCUACCCUGCAGAGGUCUGUGUGGGUCAGCCUUACACACUGAAACCUCCCAUAGAGAGGCCCACCCCCUCUCCCCCUGUCAACAACAACAACAGCAUGCCCGGUCCCAUGGCCCACUACACUAAUGGUCACUACUUCCAGUCCCACAUUUGGAACAGCGGCAUCCUACCCACACCCAACAGUGACAGCUCCGGGUCUCAGGACACAGCCAUGCCAUUCCAUGGUGCGGGCCCAGCGGGAUGCACCACGCUAGACUGUGGGCCCCCUGGGGCUCCCCAUUACAGGCUAGGAACGAGCUCAACCACCACCUCCUCCUCCGCCCAGACUAAUCUGAUGCAAACAGCAGAUUACUUGGGUGGGGACUUCCAGACGCCCUAUUUCCGCGAUCAGAAUCUAGGGUUGAUGGGCAAGAUGCACAGGCCUCCUCUGAGCAGGGUAGGUCCAGAUGUUGGGGAUGGCAGAACCGCUCUCAUCCAGCACCCAGGGUACAGAUAAGCUAUGGCCUUGUCUACACAACAGUUAUCAAAAAAAAAAAAAAACCCUUUGUUUAGUCUUAAGAAAGGAAACACAUGAAUAAAACUAAAUUGAUAACUUAAACAAAUUACAGCUAAUGUUAAAGAGGGUAAAUUAAUAUAUUUAAUGAAGAACAGUAGUUUCUUUUUGUUCUUUUUUUUUUUUAUAUCUUGCAAGUGAUCAAUUGCUGCUUUUAUUUUUGUUAAUGAGUGCUGUUACCGAGCACUUUAGGGAACUUUUUCCAUGUGCGUGUCUAUACACAUCUGUACUGUGUGUGUGUGUGUGUGUGUGUGUGUGUGUGUGUGUGUGCGCGUCAUUCUCACGUUCUUCUUCCACUAUUGUACUUUUAUCUGUGUGCCUGGGUCUUAGCAGAUCCUGCGUUACUUCUACUUCAGAACUAUCUGUUCACUUUUCUUAUGCAUCUAAGAAAGAAGAAAAAAAACAGAUAGAUCCCUCACUGAGAAAUCUCAACAUCUGAUGAUGUUGUUGUUUUUUUUUACAGGGUCAUGUCAGGAAUUUUCGGCUCAGACUAGUUUUCUCACUAAUUUUCAUUUUGGUGUCUCGUACUAACUUCAAGAUUAAACACAAUCAUCUGAGGACAGAAGAGAGAGUGAUCUGAUCUACAAAGUACAGCUGGUAAAAGCUUGCUGUAUGCACAUGUACACAGAGGUUUUAUUCUUUUUAAAUGUACUUAUUUAUUUGUAUAGUAGGAUUAUUCAAGAUUGAUUCCUCUCUGUCAGUUAAGGAAGCAUGUAAUCAGGUUGUUUGUACAUAGUAAAAAUACAGCAGGGAGCAAAAUAUGUUAAAAAAGCUCUGACCUGCUGAAAAUGCUGCAAUGAAUUCAGGUGUUUAAAAAAAAAAAAGAAAUGUCAAUACCAGGACGGUUUGGCAACAAGAUUGUGACACGUUUGGUGCAGAAAAAGUGGUGAAAGAUUUAACUCUCACACCUUUUUAAAAUGGCCAAAGUCAGGUUAACAAGGACACACUGUUAUUGAAGAUGUGCCAUUCUAUGUUUGUUUCCUGUUUCAGAUCGUUUUUGUAACCAUGACAAAUGUAUUACUUGAAUGUUGAUUUGUUUUUUUGCAGGUAUUGAUGGCGAUAGUUAGAGAUGAGGACAAAACUCUGGAGUAGAAGAAUUAAUAGUGUUACUAAUGUCGUGUAGAAUCGAACUACGGAGCCUAACCAGAGUUUUGAUCCCGGCAGCAGGAACUUAAGUGAAUUAAGUUACGCGUAGUUGCUACUGAUACUGAUGUGAAGUCUGCUCGGAAAAAAAGACCAAAUUGAUCACUUGCAAGAUCGAAACAAAAACCGACUUUUUAAGUUUAAAGUGAAACAGCUAAUGCAUUGUUUAUUUUAUUGUACACUGGCUUACCUACUAGACUACUGUAACUUUAAAGUUUAAUGAUUGUGUGUGAAUGUUGCCUGCUGAUGUGAGUAGAAUUAAGGGUGUGUGUGUGUGAGUGUGUGUGUGAGUGAGUGUGUGUGUGUGUGUGAGAGUGAGUAAACACAAUGACGCCCAUGUUUUGUUCACCUAACUCCCUAACAGCCCUUAAAAAGCCUUAAGUGUUUGGUCCUUGGACUUCCCUUGAAAAUGAGCAUGGUUUUAAUGAAAACCCCAAAUAAUAAGGAGAACGAAGAUGGUCAGGAUACACAGAAACAGCAAUUUUUUUCUUCUUGGUUUCUUUUUUUUCGUUUUUCUGGUCUUUUUAUUAUUUAAAUUAAGUUUUGUUGAAUAGACAGACCAAUUCCUUUAGAGGUUCUUUAUUAUGGAAAGCAAGAAAAAGGAGUAAUAUUUUGUAAUUAUAUAUUUUAGCAAUGUGUAGUUACUGAGCUGUAACAUUUUUUUUUUCCAAGUUUCAAAGCUUCAGUUUGCAGUUGUGACUAUUUAUAAUACUUGAUUUGCUUGUUAUUUAAAUUUUUUUCUUCUUCUUCUUCUUUCCUUUCUUGUACUAUUGCUGUGAAAUGGAAGAAGGUCCAUAAGCCUUUCUUUUGUGUCAUUCUGUACGACAGAUAAGAGGCAAGAGCGUGAGAGUUGUGCUACUCUUUUUGUAAUAUUGUAAUAAUAAAAUAAAGUUCUAAUUUAUGCUUUGAAA
Molecule: messenger RNA, 4172 nt
Organism: Larimichthys crocea (large yellow croaker)
Lineage: Eukaryota; Metazoa; Chordata; Actinopteri; Sciaenidae
Gene: fam222ba
Product: family with sequence similarity 222 member Ba
Exons: 4
Coding region: 268-2061 (597 amino acids)
Source: RefSeq, a predicted model, not a curated record